Molecule: messenger RNA, 5070 nt
Organism: Prorocentrum cordatum
Lineage: Eukaryota; Dinophyceae; Prorocentrales; Prorocentraceae
Source: the annotation of a GenBank genome assembly
GCAGAUCGGUUUACCGUUCGGCAGUCGGGCGCGCGAUGGCGGCGUGGGGCUGGCCGCGCUCGAGCAACGGUUACUGGUCCUGCAGCUGUGGCGUGGCGGACAACUACGUUACGCGCAAGAAGUGUCGGGGGUGUGGGGCCCAGGCGCAACGUAAAGGAUCGGCAUACAAGGACGUCAAAGGACCGACGUACAAGGACGUGCUGUUGGGCCCGUCGAAGCGAGAGGCUGCGCUCCAGAAGCAGGUGGGCACCAUGCGGGCGCAGCUUCAGAACCUCAAGAAGCAACAGCACGCCACCCACGAGGAUGAAGACGACGAGAAGCCGGUUGACCUGGACAAGCUCUUCAGGUGGGCGCAGUCGUGCAGAUCCGAGUGGGGAGACCAGUCCACUGAGUACCAGCAGGCGCAGGAGCGUUACAUGCGGGCAAAGGACGCCAAGCAGAGCACGAAACCGCACUCGGUCCAGCUCACCAAGGCACGGGUCGCCAGGGAGAAGCUCGAGAAGGAAGAGGCGGCCAUCCAUGGCGAGGUCAAGCGGCAUCAGAAGGCGAUGCAGGAUGCACAGGAGAAGCUCGCCAAGAAAAGGGAGCAGCCCGAGGUCGCAAAGGCCAAGGAGUCGGAGCUCAAGGUGCAGGACGUCUCCAUCAAGGGAAGCGGCACCAGCAAAGAGGAGCGCGAUCACGUGUUCGCAGCACUCGCCAGGGUGCUGGACAGCGUCAGGGAGGAGCCCAAGGAAGACAAGGACGGCAUGGACACUGAAGAGGCUGGUGAUGCUCCUGCUGGUGCAGCAGCGGGGGCACAGGCGCAGCCAGGAGUGGACAAGCAGGACGCGAGCAGGGACCUCAGCUGUCGCCAGAAGAACAAGAGUGGCUACACGCAGGUGGGGUGCCUGAGGCAUCGCCAGAACAAGUUCGAGAGCAUCACCCUGUGGACGUUUAACGGCUCGGGGUGGGGUACCCUCAAAGAGAGGAUCGAGAACGCAGAAGGGGGCCUGCUGCAGUGUUACGCAGUGCAAGAGCAUCGCCUCACGGGCGACAAGAUCGCGGUCGUGUCGCAGAGCAUGAAGGCGAAGGGGUACCAGUUCGGCGGGGCCGAAGCGAACCCGACGAUAGGCCCAGGUGGAGAAGCAGGCACCUCGGCGGGCGUUGCGGUCGCGGUGCCCAGGUGCAUCGGCAUGACGUACAUGUUCGGCAAGGAGAAGUGGGACUUGUCACCGCGGAACAGCCCGGGGAGGGCUGCAGCGGCAUGGCUAUCGGUCGGCAAGGGAAUCAUCUACGCGACGGUCUACCUGUGGACGGCAGAGGGGAUGUCGUUCAGGAACGCGGAGAUCAUCAACAAGAUGAUAUGCCAAGUGGAAGCGCUCGGCGCGCCGUGGAUAAUCGGGGGCGAUUUCCAAGUGGCGCCUGGGAAGAUGACGGAGGUGGGGAGCGUCAAGAUGGCCAAGGCGCGGGUUGUCGCGUCAGGGGCCAGCUGUGGAACGUGCAGACAUGCGUGCGGCGUGAGCGAGAUCGACUACUUCAUCGUGGCGGACAGCCUCGUCAGCCAGGUGAUGUAUGUCAGCGUGCAGGAGGAGUGGCCGUCGGCGCCCCGCAAGCCAGCGGGGUUAACACUCAGGCUCAAGGCGCAGGAGCGAAUGGUCAGGGUGUUGGAGGAGCCAAAGAAGCUGCCAGAGCUGGGCAUCGGAUGCACCCCGGCGCCGCCGCAGUAUAGAGAGAUCGCGUGCUUCAGGUCGCAGGAGGUGGCCAACCAGGAGUGGAGGCAGUACAUGCAGACGUUGGAGCAGGGGGCCUCCGCAGCACGAGGACUCGAAUGGGCGCCCGACCACCCUGCAGCAGGGCGAGCCGAGGAGCCGACAUGGGGGAUCAAGCCGCUAAGUUUCGGUGGUGCCAACGCGCCGCCAGCCGCCAGGGAAACAGUUUGGUGGAGGUGGCUCGCGAGAACGCUACAGAGCUUGCAAGGGGCAUGCACGAGGCUCAAGACGGCGAGAAAUGGAGACAUUCAGAGGCGCCAACAGGAGGAGGCAAUUGCGCAGGAGCACCAGUUCAUCAUCACGCAUCGGAGGACCAAGCACCUCAACGCAAAGGAGCAGGGCAGGUGGCAGGCCAGGUGCGGACUGCUGGCUGCUGGGCUACUCCGAGGAGCGCAUCAGGAAGCAAAGUUGCAGCAAUGGAUGCAGGAGAGCCAGGGCAAGAUGAAGGAGUACGACCAGAAACUACUCAAGGAGAGGCGAGCACGCUGGGCAGACAGGUUGCAGGAGGCGGCAGCAGGAGCAGCGGGUGGUCUACACAAGCUGAGCAAGGCUGCAUCAGUAUGGAGACCGCGUAGGGCAGGCUCCAUGGGGGACUCGGCGGAUCCCAUCGCGGCAGCUGAGUACACCCUCAACGAGUGGAAAGUGGUCUGGAGGGUCGGCGAGCAGAUCCAGAAGGUGGAGCGGCCGUGGGAGCACGGAGAGCGUGACAAGCUCGAGCCCUUCACAGACCAGGACGUUGACAAGCUUAAGGAGGUAGCGCGCACCUUCAGGAAAAAGACGGGGGUCGGAGUCGACAGGUGGCACCCCUCUAUGCUGCAGGGUGCGUCGGACGAGGCCUACGUCAAGCUGUUGGACUUCUACGUGGGGGUGGAGCGGACGCUGCGCUGGCCCAUCCACAUGGGUACUGUGCUAUUCUUCAUGACCCCGAAGACCUACACCACGGACAGGGUUAUCGGGCUUCUGCCCACCGCCAUCAGGGUGUGGGAGAUUAUGCGAGAGCCGUACAUGGUCGAUUGGGCCAAGAAUAACUAUCGCAGCUGGGAUUGCACGAGCUACGGUAAGGCGGCGGAGGACGCGGCCUGGGAGGUGUUGCUCAGCCACGAGAUGGGCGAUGUCGAUGAGCAGAGCGAGGAGACACAGGCGACGGUCACGGCCGUUUUGGACUUGGUAAAGGCUUUUGAGAAGGUCAGCUUGCACGUGUUGUGGGAAGCGGGAAAGCAGCUCAAGUUCAACGCAGGGGUGCUGGCGGUGGUGUGCUCAUACUUGGCCAUGGCCAGGCGCCUCAUCGUAGGGGACUCAGUGUCCAAUGAGACAGAGACGGUCACCACCAUCACCGCGGGUAGCAAGUACUCGGUAUGUUUCCUGAAGAUGGUCAUACAAUCCACGGUGGAUGGCCUGGUGGUCGAAAGACCGAGGGCGCGCUGGGGGAUGUGCGUGGACGACCUGUGCGUACGGCUGCGACAGCAGCAUAGGCACAUAGUCACGGAGUUCGGAGAGACGAUUGACAGUUGCUUCCGAGGGUCCGAGGGGCUAGGCCUGAAGUUCUCCGUGGGCAGCAAGGGCAAAGGUGCAGUGAUGGCGAGCACCAAGUGGGCGCGAAGGGCCGUGACAGGGCCGAUGCAGGAGCGAGGUCUGCCAGUGGUGAAGGCAUGUCCACACUUGGGGGUCGACGUCGUCACGCGCGGCACGGCGGCGAAGACCAAGAGCGGCAAAAGGCACGCUGUCAUGAAGGUCAGGAGUCGCAGGUUGCUCGCUCUAAAGGGCGGGCGAAAGAUGACCAAGGGUGUUGGCUUGGUGUACAAGUGUGGCCUGACGGGCUCGGAGGGUUUCGUGCUGAACAUGCAGGAGGUGUGCCCCAUGGACAUCGCGGCGAUGGUGCGCAAGGACGUGCAGGCAACCCUCUGGGAGGAAUGGACGCAGGCGGAGGAGUUCAAGAGCCUGAGACCAAUGCCGUUGUUGGCGCCAGCAGUCGCGCAGCUACGUGCACGUGAUUUCCCGAAGCAUGCGAGUAAUGCGGCGAAGAAGGUCUUCGUCGGAGGUGCGUGGGCUAUGGAGAAGCUGUGCAGGUGCAACAUCGUACCCGCGGACAUUUGCCUGGCCUGUGGAGAGGCGGUGGGCACCGAGCAUCAUCGGUACUACAAGUGCCAUGCGCUCAGGAGCCAGAGGUUGCAGGCGCAGGCGGACUGGCAGCACGCGGCGGAGCAGCAGGACACAAACAUGCCGUGGACGCGCGGGCUGGUGAGGUCGCCAGAGGCGGACUGGAAGUUCGUGGGAAUCGAGGAGGACCAGUGCUACGGACAGGUGGUCGACGGUGAGGAGGACUACUUCACAGGCGACAUCGUUUGCGACGGCUCGAAGCUCGGCUACAGCGAUUGGGCGCAGACGGGCUGGGCAGCGAUGUCCCCCAACGACAACGGCACCGCGAAGGUGCAGAUGUGGGGUCCGCUGCCGUGCUCGCUACCGAUCCACAGGAGGGUUAAGAGAGCCGAGAUGUGGGCCUUCCUCAAGGUGCUGGAACGGAUGCUGCCGCCAGGACACGUCUACACGGACCACAAAGGCAUCGUGGAGGGCUUGCAGAGAGGAGAGCGGUGGUGCACGAGCUGGAAGCGCCCACACGCAGACCUGUGGCGAAGGAUCUGGCAUAAGGUGAAGGACCUGGACCUGGACAUCCAUUGCGUGAAGCACGUAAAGGCCCACAGGUCCAAGAGCAGGAUCGGGCAGCUCGAGGGUGAGGACCUGGAGAUUGCGAAGGGCAGCGGCGAGGUGGACCUGCUGGCAAAGGUGGGCGCGGGGAUGGACGCACACUACGGCAAGCACCAAGCGCUGGAGGACCUUGCAGGGCGAGUACGUUGGGCGCUGCAGAACAUUGGUUGGUGGUACCAAAAGAUGGGCGGCACGUGGCCAGGCGCGCCGCCCAAAGAGAAAGGUGUGCCGAGGCGAAGAGUGCCGAAGCCGAUGCUGGCCCUGACCGAGCACGGCGUUGUGGAGAAGGGAGGCUGGCAGGUGUGCAUGAGGUGUGGCUUUCGUGCGGCGUCCAAGCGGAUGCGCCUGAAUAUGUGGCAAGCGGAAUGCGUGCGACCACUCUGGCAGGCAACAGGCACGCGCAGUGCGGGAACAGGCAGCUCGCUGGAGGCCAGCGUAGCCAUCGCAGCGGAGGCCGCAGCUGCAGCAGCACCAGCAGCAGCACGGCCUGGAGAACAACACGAAGUACAUGCUGUGCCUGAGGUGCAGGGCAGGCCGCGUCGUGUGGAAGUCCAUGGCCCGUACGUGGUGUGCGUGGUGUGCGGGGCUCACUCGGCAAGGCGUCGGGCGGGUCUCGGGG